AUGAAAAUGCUCGCCCGCUCAUACUUGUGGUGGCCAGGUCUUGACAAGGAUAUUGAAGCAAGGGUGCGACGUUGCGAUCAAUGUGCAUCCGUCGCGGCACAAGAAUCUCCGGUGCCACUUGAUCAGUGGGAGUCACCAGAGAAGCCCUGGUGUCGACUGCAUGCUGAUUUUGCAGAGCUGCAUGGGAAUCAUUAUUUUGUCUUAGUAGACGCUUUCAGCAAGUGGCCAGAAGUGGUGCGCAUGGUGUCUACCACAGCAAUCAAGACUAUUGAGGUGUUGAAAGACAUCUUUCUUCACAAUGGUCUUCCCGAGGUACUGGUGUCGGACAAUGGCCACCAGUGGCCACAAUUUCACCAGUCAACUUUUCGAACGUUUCUUGUCGGAACAAGGAAUUCAUCAUGUUCGGACACCUCCAUAUCAUCCCAAGUCGAACGGACAAGCAGAGAACUUUGUCCAAACUUUAAAAGCUGCGCUGUCCCGUUCAAGCGUGGAGGACAGGGAGGUUUUGAGAAGUUUCGUUUUCAAAUACCGGGUAACCCCACAUGCGUCGACCGGCCGUCCACCAUGUGA
This is a messenger RNA of Ornithodoros turicata, 570 nucleotides long. RefSeq lists its product as uncharacterized. The record is from RefSeq and is a predicted model, not a curated record. Gene Ontology annotation, molecular function: nucleic acid binding. Bases 1 to 570 code for a protein of 189 amino acids. NCBI's taxonomy places the organism in Eukaryota, Metazoa, Arthropoda, Arachnida, Ixodida, Argasidae. Gene Ontology annotation, biological process: DNA integration. The transcript has a single exon.